Messenger RNA from Cricetulus griseus (Chinese hamster), 1367 nucleotides. Lineage: Eukaryota; Metazoa; Chordata; Mammalia; Rodentia; Cricetidae. The record is from RefSeq and is a predicted model, not a curated record.
AAGGAAGCUAAGUGCUGAAAGAUCGACUUUGAUUGGCCCAUCGUAAAUCUCCUAAAUAAAACCCUACUUGUGAUUCGUUCAAAGUAGAUCAGAGCCCCGGUGAGCUGGAUGGAGGGUGAGGGGUGAGUGCGGUUAAGGAACCCGAGAGCCAGGUAAAGAAGCCCAGAAACUUCAGGAAGAAUCUGUUUCCUGAAGAUUUGUCUCUGGUACUGAAAAGGAAACUCAGGGAGAUGCUCUAGGAUGGUGUUACCUCGUUAUGUGGACUGAAUAGUACCCACCAAAAGAUGUCCACACCUAACUUCCAGCAUCUGUAAAUGUGAUUUGAUUUGACAAAGGGAUCUUUGCACGUGUGACUGUGGGACCUUGUCUGGUGAUGAUGGGCGACAGAAGACAGAGAGGAGAAGUGUCAUGUGGGGACAAUGACAGUUACAGGAGGCUUGUAGCCAGAGAGACCCUGGAGUCACCAGAAACUGGGAAACCUAAGAAAGCAUCUUGGCUUAGACCCUAUGGGGGUGUGUUGCCCCAUGGACACCUCUACUGUAGACCUGUGCUCUCAAGAAUUGAGAACAAACUCCUUGUGGUGUGAGCCUCAAUUAGGAUGGCUGGCAUGGUUCUGGGAGUGGGUGCUGGCGUGUUCCUCCUCGCUCUGAUCUGGGUCUUGGUGCUGCUGCUGUGUGUGCUGUUGUCCAGAGCCUCUGGGAUAGCUAGGUUCUCCAUCAUCUUUAUCUUCCUCGGUGCUCUGAUCAUUACUAUAGUUCUGCUGCUUUUCCCUCGAGCCAGUGAAUUCCCAGCCCCAGAGGUUGAAAUGAAGAUUGUAGAUGCCUUUUUCAUCGGCCGCUAUGUCCUGCUGGCUUUCCUCAGCGCCAUCUUUCUUGGAGGCCUCUUCUUGAUUCUUACUCAACAUGUGCUGGAACCAAUCUAUGCCAAACCACUGCGGUCCUGCUGAGUGCGGUAACGGAAACGGGACAUUUUGAUGUCACGGAUGAGCACAGAGGCACUCUCUGGAGCCUUGAUGACAACUUUCGUGUCUUCAGACCAUUUCUCUGAAUGACCAUUUGUCACCAAAACAAACCUCUUGAGCCCUGGCUUUCAGGAAGUCAGUAGCAAAACAGACUCCGUGGGUGUAGAUUGUCAGCAUCCAAACACGAUACAACUCUCUGUUCAGUGCCCACACUCCAGGAUUCCUGUCUGUUUUGAAUGGAAAGUAGUAACAGUGAUCUGCUUGGGGUAGAUGUUCAGUCAAGCCAUCAGUAGUGGAUUUAGGGAGAAGGAGUUUUAGGCUCUGCCCACCAACAGAAGAUCCUGGUCCUUUUUGAUAAUGUGUAAGUUGUAUGUUCUUAGUUGAGUGACUGGAACCAUUUGGAAGA